Molecule: messenger RNA, 420 nt
Organism: Akanthomyces muscarius
Lineage: Eukaryota; Fungi; Ascomycota; Sordariomycetes; Hypocreales; Cordycipitaceae
Exons: 3
Coding region: 1-420 (139 amino acids)
Biological process (GO): translation
Cellular component (GO): cytosolic large ribosomal subunit; ribosome
Molecular function (GO): structural constituent of ribosome; large ribosomal subunit rRNA binding
Source: RefSeq, a predicted model, not a curated record
AUGGCCAAGAUCUCCCGUGGUGCCCCUGGUGGCAAGCUCAAGAUGACCCUCGGUCUCCCUGUCGGUGCCGUCAUGAACUGCGCCGACAACUCCGGUGCCCGCAACCUGUACAUCAUUGCCGUCAAGGGCAUCGGCGCCCGCCUGAACCGCCUGCCCGCCGGCGGCGUUGGCGACAUGGUCGUCGCGACCGUCAAGAAGGGCAAGCCCGAGCUCCGCAAGAAGGUCCACCCCGCCGUCAUCGUCCGCCAGGCCAAGCCCUGGAAGCGCUUCGACGGCGUCUUCCUCUACUUUGAGGACAACGCCGGCGUCAUCGUCAACCCCAAGGGCGAGAUGAAGGGCUCCGCCAUCACCGGCCCCGUCGGCAAGGAGGCCGCUGAGCUGUGGCCCCGUAUUGCCUCCAACUCUGGCGUCGUCAUGUAA